AUGUCGCUUCGAUGCUGGCGACCAUUGCGCAGUCGCUCGAUAAAUCACGCCUUCAGAACAUCACUUCCUACACCUCGCUACAUCAAUACGAUCGCCAAAUGUCCAUCGCCAACAUGCGAUUGCGCCGAGACGCCAGCCAUGCCUGAGGGCCUGCCUAUCGACCACCACCGAAGCCUGAACGGUCUGAUUACCAGCUACGCCGAGCAGGUGUUAAUAUGUACCGGCAAACAUGACUGGCCCUCGCGCAUAGAAGAAGACAACGGCGGCGACAAUCUCGCAGCAGACCUGAAGGAGCUUAUCGGCAGGGGAGGAGUAUACAGCGAUCCAUUCCACAAUGUCUCCGUACUCAACUCGUCUUUUCCCUCCUCGGUCUCGAGGCGUCCGGAAGUCCAGACCACCUCCGCCUACCUUGUUCCGAGCUUCAAGUACAUCCCCUUCCUCCCCCGCGUGUCUUUCGACUCCGUACAAGCCCUCGUCAGGGGCUUCCUCCAGCCCGAGAAGCUGCACCCCAUGCACGACGGGCUCUCGCCUAUCCACAAGGACCGCAUGGUACGGAAGCAGGCUUACCAACAUCUGCUUUACGGCGUGCGCGACGUGCAGGAUGUGCUCGUUCUCAUCUGCGGCCACGGCGGGCGGGACCAGCGCUGCGGCGUCAUGGGUCCCGUUCUCCAGCAGGAGUUCGAGGACAAGCUGCCCAAGGCCGGGUUCGAGGUCAUGAGAGGCCCCCUUAUCGACGAGAGCGUGUCGGCUCCCGCGCUUUCGGGAACGACAGGUGAUGCGCCUUCGACGGCCCGCGUAGGUCUGAUUAGCCACAUUGGCGGACACAAAUUCGCCGGGAAUGUGAUCAUGUACGUGCCGCCGACUGUAAACACAAAGGAUGCGAGGCAGCAUCCACUGGCCGGUCAUGGAGUUUGGUACGGAAGGGUCGAGCCGAAGCAUGUGGAAGGCUUGAUCGAGGAGACAUUGGUCAAGGGCAAUAUUGUAAGUGAUCAUUUCAGAGGUGCCAUCAAGCAGGGAGGUGAAAUAGUUAGGUUAUAG
Truncatella angustata is the source of this 1038-nucleotide messenger RNA. RefSeq names its product Sucraseferredoxin-like protein. The coding region runs from base 1 to 1038 and encodes 345 amino acids. NCBI's taxonomy places the organism in Eukaryota, Fungi, Ascomycota, Sordariomycetes, Amphisphaeriales, Sporocadaceae. The record is from RefSeq and is a predicted model, not a curated record. The transcript has 2 exons.